This is a messenger RNA of Colletotrichum orchidophilum, 1566 nucleotides long. RefSeq names its product cytochrome P450. The transcript has 4 exons. Gene Ontology annotation, molecular function: oxidoreductase activity, acting on paired donors, with incorporation or reduction of molecular oxygen; iron ion binding; monooxygenase activity. The record is from RefSeq and is a predicted model, not a curated record. NCBI's taxonomy places the organism in Eukaryota, Fungi, Ascomycota, Sordariomycetes, Glomerellales, Glomerellaceae. Bases 1 to 1566 code for a protein of 521 amino acids.
AUGUUCGUCGCAGAACUCGUGCAAGGCCUCGUUCACGAGGCGACUCACCGACCCACCGAGUUCCUCGCCAAAGCCCUCGGCGUCGCUGUGUUGGUGUAUUUUAUCGCAAAUGAAGUCGUCAGAUCCAAAGCCCGUCUACCCGCUUGGCACGGCCCAAAGGGACUCCCAGUUGUGGGGAACCUGCACCAGCUCGGCGGCAACGCCUCGCAAAAGUACAAGGACUGGGCCAAGGAGUUUGGUGCCGUUUACCAGGUCCAGCUGGGCAACCUUCCAGUCUUGGUUGUCAAUACCGCUGCUGCGGCCAAGGUCAUCUUCGGGAACAACUCGCAAGCUACCGCUUCACGACCUGAACUAUACACUUUCCACAAGAUCGUGGCCAACACUGCUGGCACUACCAUUGGCACAUCUCCCUACAAUGAGUCGCUCAAGAGGAGAAGAAAGGGCGCAGCGUCCGCCCUUAACCGCCCGUCUAUUGAAACGUACAUUCCCCAUCUAGAUCUCGAGACGAGAGACUUCCUGAAAGACGUUCUCCACUACGGCAAAGCAGGCAAAGUCACCAUCGACCCCUUACCCCUCGUCCAGAGACUCAGCUUGUCGCUGGCCGUCACACUCAACUGGGGAGCGCGGUUCCCCAGCCACGACGACGGCCUCUUCAAGGAAAUCACCACGGUGGAGGGCGAGAUCAGCCGCACGCGGAGCGUCACGGACAACAUGCAGGACUACAUCCCCCUCUUACGCUAUAACCCCUUCUCAGCGGGGAAGCGCCACGCCGUGGAGAUGAGAAUCCGCCGUGAUAAAUACCUGUCCAAGCUCAACGGCGACCUCGAGGCGAAGAUUCGCAACGGGACACACGAGCCGUGCAUCCAGGCCAACGUCAUGCUCGACGAGGAAGCCAAGCUCAACAAUGUCGAGCUGACCUCCAUCAGCCUCACCAUGCUCUCGGCCGGAUUCGAGACCUUCACCGCCGUCUCGACGUGGGGCAUCGGGUUCCUGGCGACGCACCCCGCGAUUCAGCAAAAGGCGUUUGAUGCCAUUCGGAAGUCGUAUGACGAGGGGAACCCGUUGUGUGAUGCACAUGAUGACCAGACGAUUCCCUUCCUUCGCGCCCUGGUACGCGAGUGCUUGAGAUUCUUCACUGUACUCCGACUUUCAUUGCCUCGUGCUACGAACAAGGAAUUCGUGUACGAGGGGAAGCUUGUACCAAAGGGUACGGUCGUCUUCCUGAACUCUUGGGCUUGCAACAUGGAUGGCGAGCUCUGGCACGACCCCGAAGUCUUCCGCCCCGAGCGCUGGCUGGAGAACCCCGAGGCACCAAUGUUCACCUACGGCGUCGGUUACCGCAUGUGUGCCGGAACGAUGCUGGCUAACCGCGAACUGUACAUUACUUUCCUCCGCAUGUUGGCCAGCUUUGAGCUGUCUUCGACGGACAAGAUCGACAGUAAUCCCAUCACUGGGGCUGCUGAUUUGACUAACCUUAUUAUUACGCCAAGCCACUACAAGGUCACCUUUACUCCUCGCAACGAAGCGGCUCUUAGAAGCGCUUUGGAGACGGCGGUCGAACAUUGA